Messenger RNA from Penicillium daleae, 1521 nucleotides. RefSeq lists its product as uncharacterized. NCBI's taxonomy places the organism in Eukaryota, Fungi, Ascomycota, Eurotiomycetes, Eurotiales, Aspergillaceae. The annotation marks the transcript as partial. The transcript is spliced from 3 exons. The record is from RefSeq and is a predicted model, not a curated record.
AUGACCUUCCGAAUAGCUACCUGUGUGCCACGCUUGCAGAGUCCCCUAUUAGGAAAAGCAUGGAGAAGGAGAACCUGCGGCCAUUCUCGAUUCCCAGUGGCAACCAUCUUCCAACAGACAAAAUGCAUUCAUUCUACCUGUCAUAUGGCAGAGGGUCAGAGAUAUCGACGGCUGCGACUAGGACUUGAGGACGAUCUUGAAAACGCGUUUCAAACCUUAUUGUUGUUCAUCAAAAACCCAGCACUCGCUGGUCAGCUUCGCCACCUCGAAGUGCAUGGGAGUCGGUAUACAGCGUAUGGCCGAGAUCUCGAUUUCAAUAUCCCACCCGAGGAGCCGCAGCAGCUAUGGCUCGAUGAUCUUGACAGAUUGAAAAUGGCUAUCAACAAGGCUGGGUUCACAGAGGGCAAUGAGCCACAAAGGUUGUUGCAUAUACUGCUACAAAACCCUACCGGACGAGAUUUACGUACGUCAUGCCACUUAGGCCAUAUGGCGUUUAAGCAAGCCGUUGCAGCACUGUUGAUUGCUAUUUCACCCCACCUGGAGUCCCUGGCUGUCUUUCAUGUUGGGGAACCUAGCUCCAAUAUCGAAGAUUUUGCUCUACUCUCACUGCUCCGUCGUGCAAAUACGGCCCGAGGCGCAAUUACUUAUCUUCAGAACCUCAAAAAUAUCAUUUUCCUUCCCGACGACUACUCAGCGGGCAAUGAUGGCUUUUAUUACAACAUAUCUGAAGAUUACCAUGCACGACUCAAUCUUGUCCGGCGACUUCCCGCCCUGGAAUCUGUGUCAUUCAUGUUAGCCUCAUGGAACAAUGAGGCCGGGAGACCUCCCCCACCGAAAUCCGCGAAUUAUAAUGAUAUCAGCUUCGCACUGCGCAAAUUCACCUACACUGUUGGUGGGCGUGCGCAGCCAGAGGGCGGUAAGUUCAGUAUUGACCUUUCAUCAAUUGUGAAAUCACUCUGGAGACAUCGUCAUACUUUGGAAGAGCUUGAUCUUGAUGUUGAAGAUAAUGUUUCCUGGGGUGAAAUCUACGGAGAGGAUGGCUUAAAGUCUUCUGAGCAAAUAUACGCGGACGAGGAUCCGGUAUAUGAACAAUUAUGGGAGGGCGAGAUGGACGAACUCGAUGGCCUCGAAAUGCCACCUUCCGAUAUUUCUCUGGCCGACUUCCCUAAACUGAAGUGUCUGGGUCUAGGUGUUCAUACACUUUGUUUCCUGGCAAGGGGCAUAGGUCCAAAUCGACUUGGUGCGGAAUCAAUUUCCCUUGCGGACAGGUUGCCGCGCUCGUUACAAAGUAUACGGCUUUAUGGGAAAGGAGAAGCAGGAGACUCGACGCUUGACUGUGGAACACAUCAGCCCGACCUGGAUGUUGAUGUUCUCUUGGAGAAGCUGGUCGCCGAGAAAGGCGAGAGGUUGCCGGGAUUGGUCACUAUUGAAGGAUUUGACCCUGUCAUCCUACGCGCAAAAGAGGUCCCUGAGCAUGCUUAUUUGGAUGGGGAUCAUCCAUUUCUUUGGAAACAACCUGAG